Oldenlandia corymbosa var. corymbosa is the source of this 1578-nucleotide messenger RNA. Lineage: Eukaryota; Viridiplantae; Streptophyta; Magnoliopsida; Gentianales; Rubiaceae. The record is from the annotation of a GenBank genome assembly.
GAAGAAAGCUACUUCACAUUCAUAAAAACACAUGUAACAUAGUCUUCAUAGAGAUUCCAAUGGUUACAGCCUGAGCUGAGGUGUCUCUUUCCCUGACAACAGUGAAAAAGGUUAAGCCCAAAAAACUCCGGGUCCACGCCCGCACUUAAGCUUUUGUAUAGUCAUGAAAGUGAUGGAAAGCCAGUUUUACAGUAAUGGCGGAAAAUAAUAAGUGGGGAUUAUGGAAUGGGCGGCAAAUUACGAGUUUAAUUAAUUCCCCCAAUCACUGAUCACUGAUCCUUCUUCCCCAUAAAUACCCCCUACCCUUUCCCCAAUCGUCAUCACUCAAGCAACAAACAUUCAUUCCCCGAGUCUUCUUCUUCCCAAAAACAGAGCAAUUUAGCUUAAUUUUCCGAUCACCAAAAAGAGAAGAAAUUUGUACGAAUGGCGAAAGACAUUGAAGUUGGAGGCAACGAAUACGGCGCCAAGGACUACCAAGACCCUCCUCCGGCCCCGUUGAUUGACCCGGAGGAACUCACCAAAUGGUCAUUUUACAGAGCACUAAUCGCCGAGUUCAUCGCAACCCUCUUGUUCUUGUACAUUACGGUUUUGACGGUGAUUGGCUACAAGAGCCAGAGCGACACAGCCGCCGGAGGUGACCAAUGCGGCGGCGUUGGGAUCUUGGGUAUCGCCUGGGCUUUUGGUGGCAUGAUCUUUAUCCUGGUUUACUGCACCGCCGGAAUCUCGGGUGGGCACAUUAACCCGGCUGUGACAUUCGGGUUGUUCUUGGCCCGCAAAGUGUCUCUGGUUCGAGCAAUCAUGUAUAUGGUGGCUCAGUGCUUGGGCGCCAUUUGUGGAGUUGGGCUUGUGAAGGCUUUCCAGUCGGCCCACUACAAUCUCUACGGCGGUGGUGCUAACGGAAUCAACGACGGGUACAGCACCGGCACCGGUUUGGCCGCUGAGAUCAUCGGAACCUUUGUACUUGUUUACACCGUUUUCUCUGCCACUGAUCCCAAGAGAAACGCAAGAGACUCCCACGUUCCAGUAUUGGCUCCACUCCCAAUUGGAUUUGCAGUGUUCAUGGUUCACUUGGCCACAAUCCCAGUGACUGGAACUGGUAUUAACCCAGCAAGAAGCUUUGGAGCUUCAGUGAUCUCCGGCAAAAAUUGGGGUGAUCACUGGGUUUUCUGGGUUGGACCAUUCAUCGGAGCUGCAAUUGCAGCAUUUUACCACCAGUACAUUUUGAGAGCCGGAGCAGCUAAAGCUCUGGGUUCAUUCAGGAGCUCAUCCUAUUAAGGGAGAUUUGAGUACCUCUUCUGGAAACAACGCAUCUGGAAGUUGUAUAUAACCGAGCUGCACCUGUCGUCAUCAUUUGUAAUGUGUCUGUAUCAGAUUUGGGCACUAAUUUUAGGCGUGCCCUGAAGUUGUCACUGUUUUUGAGUUUCUUUUUCUGUUUUGUUUACUUUUGGUCUUCAUUUUCCUUUGUGGUAUGUUUUCCUUCAAGGUGUAAUCUGUAAUAUGUUUGAUUGUGGUGCAAUGGUAAUAAUAUAUCAGUAAGGAAGUUUGUGUACUUUUACUGAGUUAUCUUUACAAUUCAAG